Molecule: messenger RNA, 1533 nt
Organism: Alternaria incomplexa
Lineage: Eukaryota; Fungi; Ascomycota; Dothideomycetes; Pleosporales; Pleosporaceae
Exons: 2
Coding region: 1-1533 (510 amino acids)
Biological process (GO): transmembrane transport; carbohydrate transport
Cellular component (GO): membrane
Molecular function (GO): carbohydrate:proton symporter activity
Source: RefSeq, a predicted model, not a curated record
AUGUUUGAACUAAGAGGCAAGAGCCUCAUCGCGGUUAUUCUAUUGACCUCUGGUCUUGACUUCCUUCUCUUCGGAUAUGAUCAAGGACUUUUCGGCGGUAUCUUGGGCGGCCAGCGCUUCAAGGAUACCCUCGGCAACCCGAACCCAACGAUGACGGGACUAGUUACCGCUAUCUACGAUAUUGGAUGCGCGCUCGGUGCCGUCGUAGCUUUCGUCUUCGGUGAACGCAUCGGACGCAAGCGCUCUAUUAUCCUCGCCAACCUCAUCGUCGUAAUCGGUGCUGCUAUACAGACCGCUAGCUUCGACUACUGGCAGAUGUUUGUCUCGCGCAUCAUUGGUGGUAUUGGCGUCGGACUGUCAACGGUCGCGGUGCCAAUUCUACAGUCGGAGACAUUGCCUGCGCACAACCGUGGUUCGCUGCUCGUCGUUCAGUCCGCUCUGAUCAUCAUCGGUGUCGCGGUCGCUUCUUGGCUGUGCUUUGCGACACUGUACGCCGAAAGCUCACUGCAGUGGAGGUUUCCCGUCGCGUGCCAGAUCCUCUUCUCGCUCAUGGUCUUGGCGCUCUGCCCAUUCCUGUGCGAAACACCGAGAUGGCUCGCAUCCCGUGGAAAGAUUGAUGAGGCGAAACACACCAUCAGUCGACUUUUAGACAAGCCUCUGGAUGACGAAGAAGUGCAAGGUCAACUCCAGGAGAUUCUCGACGCCAUCGCGGCGGAGAGCAGCGAAGAAGAACCCACUUGGGGCGAAGUCUUCAGCAACGCCACCAAGACCCGUAAUCUACACCGUGUUGUGCUUGGGAUGGGUCCAUACAUGAUGAACCAGUGGAGCGGUAUCAACGCUCUGUGCUAUUACCUCGCCUACAUCUUCCAGCAGUACCUCGACUACUCCCCGAGCAUGUCUCUCAUCCUCGCUUCUGUGGCCUUCACUCAGUAUGCCGUAUUUUCUUGGCCACCAUACUUCUACAUCGACAAGAUCGGGCGGCGGUGGUCAGUCAUGGGUUCUUCAGCCGGUUGCGCAGCAUGCAUGGCUAUUAUCGCCGGAUGUCUGGCUAAGAACAGCUAUGCCAGUGCCGCAGCAGCUGUAGCAUUCAUCUUCUUGUAUCUCGACUGCUUCACUCUCGGUAUAUUGCCCGUAUCGUGGUCUUACUCAGCCGAAAUCCAACCUCUCCGUGUCCGCAACAAGGCAACCGCGGUUGGCGUCUUCUCACACUGGAUGUCCAACUUCGUUGUCGUCAUGGUUACCCCAAUCGGUCUUGACAACAUCCGCGGCCAUUACUUCUGGGUCUGGGCAGCUGUCUGCGCGUCCUUUGUACCGCUGACUUACUUCUUUGGCGUCGAGACUUCCGGACGCACGCUUGAGCAAAUCGACAUUAUGUUCUACGAGAACCCAAGGCUCUGCAUGGGGCUCAACAAAGAGAACCGAAGAGUUGUAAGGGCGAGCAAGUCAGAUGAGGAGCAGAGAUACAGGGAGUUUGCACAUGCCAACGAGAAGAACCAGGCUGUGAUGGCAGAGAGGAUAAGCCAAGAUGACUAG